AGGAGUGUGAGAAAAUACAGAGAGAGGAAGCAAAGCAAGAUAGAGGAGGCUAAACCUUAGAUAAUAUAGAACAAAAUUACUGCAGGACCUACAUUGGGAGAAAACCUAGAGAGAACAUAAAAGGAAUACGAGGAUACAGAACUCCACCCUACUACACACCCAGAGGAGGAGGACAGCAGUGGGCAAACAAGAGGCAGCCUGAAAAACGGAGCCCUUACUAAAUCCCCUACACCUAUUGGAUCGGCUGUAUAGAUCAUGUACAUUGUAGGGCCAAGGGGCCACACCCAGUGAACACACCCGAUAUGUGCUGAGGAAGAAGAAAUAAAGACAGGAAAAAAAAGCCAAGAGGAAAAAGCAGACUUGCAAGUGAAACUAGACACAGAUCUCUGAAUUAUUGAGAAAUAUUAAGUGGAUCCUUUUUUAAUCUAAGAGAGGGACCAAGGAUUGCCCCCAGGGAACCAUCCUCAAAUGUAUUGAGGGGCAGGGGAUGCAUUCAGAAACACACAAGGCUUGCAACUCUUCCCCAGUAAUGUCAACACGCUGUAAAUCCGCAACCGACUCACCAACUCCUAUUCUCCUUAGUGACAUCAAGAUGGAGCCACCAGAGCAACUUUUGGACAGUGACUACAGCUUACCACAAGCUGAGCCUGUGGACCUUUCUCUGAACAAGCCGAAGGCCUCCCUGCGCCAAUCUAUAACACCACCAUCUUCUUCCCCCAUGGUUCUGGGAUCUUCUCUAACUGCACACUCUCCAGUUGUGUCACUUUCAGGUUUAGGCUCUGCUGUUCCUGCAGUGUUGUCUCCUGGUUCUAUUUUAGCCUCCACAAAAGGCAGUGGUGGACAACAAAUCCUUCAUGUUAUUCAUACCAUACCUUCAGUAAAUCUACCUAGCAAAAUGGGUAGUCUGCAGACUAUACCUGUAGUGGUGCAAUCCCUGCCUGUUGUGUACACUACCCUACCCACAGAUGGCAUGACCACAUCCAUCACUUUGCCAGUUUUAGGUGCAGAUGGGAAGACAGCAGUGAAAGUAGAUCCCGAUUCUAUGUCUCCAGUGGAGAUAAAUAGUGACAGUGACGACAUCAUUGUUGAGACAUCAUCCUCGUUCCAGGACAUAGAUCAUGGGCAACGGCUGAUUCGGAUGCAGCGAAGUGGAGCAGGAUCUCCAGACCCAAGGAAGAAAAGAGCUCAUUGUUGUGACUUUGAUGGUUGCAACAAGGUGUAUACAAAGAGCUCCCAUCUGAAAGCUCACAGGAGGAUACACACAGGUGAGAAGCCAUAUAAAUGCACAUGGGAAGGAUGUGUGUGGAAAUUUGCGAGGUCGGAUGAGUUGACACGACAUUUCCGCAAACACACCGGAAUAAAGCCCUUUCUCUGCUCGGACUGCGACAGGACCUUCUCCCGCUCAGACCAUCUGGCGCUGCACCGACGGAGACACAUCAUGAUGUGAUUGAGCUCCACAAAUACAGGGGAGCAAAAGAGAGCCGGAAGACACAAUUUGUUUGCGCUCUCUGUCUCACUGGUGGAUUCAAUGCCUUCUUAUACCUUUGUUUGGUCUUAGUCUGUCACAAAUAGUUUCUCAUUCUUGUCCAUUUUCUCUCCCCUAAUAUGUUUUUCUCUGCCAUUUCUUUCUACACCAUCUUUAAAGUUUACCACCCCUUCUGUUGUCUUCUUUUACAUGUGUUUCCCCCAUACUCUUCUUCUCUAUCCUCUAUGCACACUAGCACGAAAAGCACAGUAUUUGCCCAGUCCCAUCCACCAGCAGCUUCCUAUUCUUCUCCUACAGGGAAUAUUACAUGGACAAAAAACUUCCGACCUUGCUUUGCCUUGGACAUUACAAAGUGAAAAGGAGAGUUUGAUUAUGAAUCUUCAUUGCUCUGAAGAAACCCCACAAAGAGAGAGAGAGAGAAAAAAAACAAAAAUGGGGAUUGGUAAUUUCCACAUCCAUAAGAAUUAUAGAUUGGGCACUUUCAUAUGAGCAACAAUGGUAUUGGUGUACAUGUAAUAGAAAAUCCCAUGUGUUGUGUAACAUAAUAUGGGAAUUCUAUUAAUCUGAUAAUAAUCAUGUUAAGAUAUGUAGUGAUACUGCAUCAAACGCGCCACUUUCAUAAAGUAAUUAAAGUCCCAUUUGGGAUUGGUCACUUAUUUACCCUACUAAAAAUUAGGAGAUGUUAUUGCUUUGUUUUUAAUUUAAUUUUUAUUGUUUUUGCUUUAUCUAAUCGAGUGUUUUUUACACUCUGUGUAAAGUUACAUUGCAAAAUGUGUAUGUACACCUCCUUAUGGAUUUUUUUUUUAAUGUAUAGGGAGAUAGUAUACAUAUCUGUGAAUUAUUGUGGCAACAUUUUUUUUUAUUGUUAAUUCAGAAUUAAGGUGAUGAUUAUCUAGUUCUCUGCUCUCCUGUGUUAAUUGCUAUUUAUAUCAUGUGAGCAGUUAAAGUGUAAAACAGCUGUUUGAGAGGAAUUGAAUCUGAAGUAGAAGUGAGAGAGAACUUAAUUUACUACAGUCCUCCUCUUUUCUUUGUUUCUACCUUCCCCCAAAUCAUACACGCUGCCCUAAUGCCCUAUAAACUAAAGGCUGUUGCAUUUUCAUUUGCUCCAAAAAAAACUAUAAAAAAAAGCAAAGAAAAAAAAACAUUAUCUGGGGGAUUAUUUUGGGAAAUGAACCCACAAAAGAAACAAUGCUGCGGAACAUUUUACUGUGACACGGCCCUCUCAGCCAUGGGAGGGAUGUUUUCUGUACAGAAGGACUUGCCAGUAAUCUUUUUCGGGUAACAGUGGCAAAAACCUUGUCAUUGUGUUAAACUCAUUUUUUUUCAAAAUUAAAUGAGCUGACUGAA
This is a messenger RNA of Pelobates fuscus (common spadefoot toad), 2833 nucleotides long. RefSeq names its product KLF transcription factor 8 (gene KLF8). The transcript has 5 exons. The record is from RefSeq and is a predicted model, not a curated record. NCBI's taxonomy places the organism in Eukaryota, Metazoa, Chordata, Amphibia, Anura, Pelobatidae. Gene Ontology annotation, biological process: regulation of transcription by RNA polymerase II. The coding region runs from base 488 to 1447 and encodes 319 amino acids. Gene Ontology annotation, molecular function: DNA-binding transcription factor activity, RNA polymerase II-specific; RNA polymerase II cis-regulatory region sequence-specific DNA binding.